Arvicanthis niloticus (Nile rat) is the source of this 745-nucleotide messenger RNA. It is a transcript of the gene Ripply3, whose product is annotated as ripply transcriptional repressor 3. NCBI's taxonomy places the organism in Eukaryota, Metazoa, Chordata, Mammalia, Rodentia, Muridae. Gene Ontology annotation, cellular component: nucleus. The record is from RefSeq and is a predicted model, not a curated record. Gene Ontology annotation, biological process: negative regulation of transcription by RNA polymerase II; embryonic pattern specification.
AUGAGACCCGAGGCGGCCGGAGCCCCGGAGGUGCGGGGACGCCUCUGCCACUGUCCGGGGGAUGAUCCCGGGAGGCCACCGCUGCCACGCGGGCCCGAGAGUUCCAACCCAGCUCCGUGGAGACCGUGGAUGUCGCCUCCCGGAGAUGCAGAGCUGACCAGAACUGAACGUCCGUGUGAGCCUUGGGGGGACCGACAAACCUUGGGAUCAAAGGGAGCCUUUGGAUUCCAGCAUCCGGUCAGACUUUACUUACCCAUUUCAAAGCGUCAAGAAUACCUGCAAAGUUCUGGGGAAAAGGUGCUGGCCAGCUUCCCGGUGCAAGCCACCAUUCAUUUCUACAACGACGACGACUCUGAGUCUGGCUCUGAGGAGCAAGAAGAGGAGGCCCGGCCCAGCUCCCUUCAGUGCCUGGAGACAGACGUCAUCAGGGAUUCCACUCAGGAGGGAAGGGCUGGGUAAGGCUGGCAAGCCUGUAGGACAAAGGAGUGACCUCUGGAAAGGGUCGGCUGCCUGCAGGGGUCGUCGUGAGAGCUCCGGAAAACGAAGGGAGCCCCUCUCCCGUGUUGGUCACUGUGUCCCGGGACAGCCUUGCCUGCCAGGACUGAGCCUCUUCUCCAGCCUCCUGUGUUGGAAGCUCAGAGGCUGGACAGUGCUCAGCCUCUGCUCAGGCCAGGAGCUCAGCUUUUACUCAUAUUUUCCUGAUGUGUGUGUCUGUCUCUGUGACUGUCUGUCUGUCUGUCUGUCU